Peronospora matthiolae is the source of this 987-nucleotide messenger RNA. NCBI's taxonomy places the organism in Eukaryota, Oomycota, Peronosporomycetes, Peronosporales, Peronosporaceae. The record is from the annotation of a GenBank genome assembly.
AUGCAAGUGUACAUCUUCGAUAUCGCUUCCAUCACCGCCAUCCUUGCGUGCGCCAAGAGUACACCAGUCGUGUCAGAAGCUGUCGCUGACUUACGUCCGGUCCUGACUGCCGCUACAGACGACGACGCCCUCGCUGAGAGGAGGUCGAGGCCUGCCAAAAUGGAUACCGGUGAAGAGAGGAUGUACGAGCUUCCCGUAUCAAUAGCGGAUGGGGUUCUUGUACCAUUCGUGAACACAGCCUUUAAGGAGAUGGAACCGGUGCUACAAAGGCUGCGUACUGAACCUGUUAAGAAACAGGAGAAGAUUACAGUUGCUGCGGCGCCUCAAAAAUCUGUUGCAGACUCUUCCAGCAAGGAAAUCUCAAAGCAACUAGCUGGUUCCGGUCACAAAAAUUGGGUGGAUCGAGCUGCGAACCUGGUACAAAUGAAGGGUCUUUUUCCUCAAGUCGAACUCUCCCUCAUGUUCAAAAACUUGGAGGCUUACAAGAUAUCUCCGGAGCAGAUUGUUCAAGAUCUGCAGCUUAAGCUCGAUACAGUGGAGUUACUAGCACGUUACUUCAAGCACUUGAACCACCCUCUGAGCAAUAAAAGAUCUUUGCUGGCGUAUCAUAGGAAGGAGCGGGGCAACGCAGGACCGGACAAUGUUACGAAGAAACUGAUGGAUGAUAUCAAAGCCUUGGAGAAGAAGGAUACCGAAGCACUGUUCCAGUUGCUGGGGAAGCGAUACGGGCUUCUGGAUGUGCGCUCCUUCCUGUCCCGAAGUGCUCUUGGUAAACAAGGCGGUAAAUUGGUAAAAGAUCUGCUGGCGCGAUUCUGGCCGACUGAAAUAUCAACAAUUUCGAAACCACAGGCGAUGCCGGAACGUGAACGUACGAUGCUACGAAAAGAGGAUGGAGAACAGCUUGUUGAGCACCCGAACGAGAUUGGAGACAGGUACAAACGGGAAACACAGUCCAGGUACAAGGCAAAAUCGUCAAGGAAGUAUUGA